GCCACGUGUGAACCACACAGGCUCGAGCCACACGUGCUUGGCUCGUGGGCACGAUGAGCCAGCUCAUCGAGCAGCUGCUGACGUGCGCCGUGUGCCUGGAGCGCUACCGCCGGCCCCUGCUGCUGCCGUGCCAGCACACAUUCUGCGCAGAGCCAUGCCUGCAGGGGUUGGUGGACACGACGGGACGCAGUGUGCGCUGCCCCGAGUGCCGUGCCACCCACACCCUGCCUCGAGCUGGUGUCCACGGCUUCCCCUCCAACCGCACCAUCACGGGAUUCCUGGAUGUCCCACUGAUGCAGCGGCCGCAACAGGAUCAGCAGCAGCAGCAGCCUGUGACGGCAAGGUCGUCGUCGUUGGUGGAAAGGGGCGACCGUGAGGUCAAUGUGAGGACGGCCGAUGACCCCGCGUCCCGAGCGUGCAAGUGCUGCGGAGAGGUGAAGGGCAGUGUUGGCCUGUCGCUGUGCUACCACUGCGACUGGCACCUCUGCGGGUUGUGCCGACUGUCCCACUCGCACCAGAUCAGGCAGGAGAUGCACAAGGACGUCCUGCGGCUACGGGGAAGUGGCCAGGUGCUGAGCGACGCUGUCGGGACCCUGGAGGAGCGCUGCACGGACGUGCGGCGGGAGGGCGAGACGGCGAGGUCGGACGUCGCGGCGGCCGUGCAAACGUGCUUGGGGAGACUGCGAGACCGCGAGAAAGCCCUUCUCAACAGCGUGGAGGCGCUCGUCAGCUCCGAGGUGCAUUCGCUGCAGCAGAAGAAGCGCAACUUGGAAUCCAAGUUGGCCGCGAUGCUGUCCUACUGCGACGUGGCCGAGGGCAAGCUGGACGGGACCAGCGGCGCUCCCCUGGCCGAGGAAGAGCUCUUCAAGCUGCACAAGCAGCUGCGGGAAUUGUCGACCCUUGUACAACAUCAGGGCUGCUCUGUCCCGACCCAGGCCAUCACGUGUUCCUUGCAGAACGUCACGCAGUUGCUGUCCAACAUCGACAGCUUUGGGCACGUGACCGUAGGGGGUCAAGCCGAUGGGCAUCACAGUGGCAGCGCAGGCUCCUUAAUGUCCGACCUUGAUGCGUUUUUGCCCACGCUGGUAGUGUCCAGUGGCUCCCAGAAUUCACUGAAUCCGGCGGUGAGGAGGCUGAAUUCCCUGCCUCCGGUGAGGGCGACACGGAGGGGGCCACUAAACCAGAGGACUGACAGCCGUGGCGUUCAUAACCACAACGGUGUCGACGUGGAAAGACAAGACAGCACACGGGUGUCGUGUGUCCAGGAGGACGGCAGCUCUUUGUGGCCGAGCGGACGCCGUCUCCUCCAGCACUACCAGCAGAAGGGACGACCGCGUCUCCGGUUCGGCUGCAAGGGGACCGAGGAGGGCCGCUUCACAUGGCCCCGAGGCCUGGCCGUUACGCCUGAGGGGCAUCUCAUUGUCGCCGACAGCAGCAACCACCGUCUGCAGGUGUUCGACUGGAGUGGAAGGUUCAUCCGGGCCAUCGGCUCGCACGGCUCGGGUGAUGGCCAAUUUGACUGCCUCUCGGGCGUAACAGUCAACGCUCAACUGGGCCUCAUCCUCGUAGCUGACCGCUACAACCACCGUGUGCAGAUCUUCGACCGCACAGGCCGAUUCCUGCGGGCAUUCGGCAGGGAGGGUGCAGGACGUGGGCAGCUCAGCUACCCGUGGGGUGUGGCGAGUGACUCUUCGGGCCUCGUGUAUGUCUGUGACAAGGACAAUCAUCGUGUGCAGGUGUUCUCGCCGGACGGUGUGUUCGUGCGAGGCUUCGGUGGCCCAGGCAGUAGUGACUGUGGGAACCACCGCGUGCAGAUAUUUGACCGAUACGGCCGCUACAUCAGCAAGCUGGGCGAUAGCUCGGGCUCGGGCUCUGGGCCCGGGCAGAUGCGGUAUCCACGCGGCGUGGCAGUGGAUCGCUCUGGGAACAUCGUGGUUGCGGACAGCGGCAAUAAUCGCGUGCAGGUGUUCCGGCCCGACGGGACUUUCCUACAUGCGUUCGGGAGCUGGGGCAGCGAGGAUGGGCAGAUGAAGGGGCUGGAGGGCCUGGCACUGCACGCGGGAGACAUUGUUGUCUGCGACCGCGAAAAUCACAGGAUUCAGAUCUUUUAA
This is a messenger RNA of Lethenteron reissneri (Far Eastern brook lamprey), 2111 nucleotides long. Its product is annotated as RING finger protein nhl-1-like. NCBI's taxonomy places the organism in Eukaryota, Metazoa, Chordata, Hyperoartia, Petromyzontiformes, Petromyzontidae. Gene Ontology annotation, molecular function: ubiquitin protein ligase activity; protein binding. The record is from RefSeq and is a predicted model, not a curated record. Gene Ontology annotation, biological process: proteasome-mediated ubiquitin-dependent protein catabolic process; protein polyubiquitination.